Messenger RNA from Hippocampus comes (tiger tail seahorse), 5821 nucleotides. It is a transcript of the gene rab11fip2, whose product is annotated as RAB11 family interacting protein 2 (class I). Bases 385 to 1782 code for a protein of 465 amino acids. The transcript is spliced from 6 exons. NCBI's taxonomy places the organism in Eukaryota, Metazoa, Chordata, Actinopteri, Syngnathiformes, Syngnathidae. Gene Ontology annotation, cellular component: endosome; phagocytic cup. The record is from RefSeq and is a predicted model, not a curated record. Gene Ontology annotation, molecular function: small GTPase binding. Gene Ontology annotation, biological process: regulated exocytosis.
GUGAGAGGGAAGUGACGUCAGACAAGGAAGUGGCCCUUGCAUCCGCUCGACAGUUGUUAGCAAAGAGCAGCAACUGCAAUUCCACCUAAUAUUAUCUUGCAGUCAUCUGUCGUGGAUUAAAAACAAUAGCAUUUAUGUAUUAAUGAAGCCAGAAUAUGUUGGACUGAAAGAUCGCUAUGCAUGCUUGCGAGAUGACUCAGCAGUGGCUUGGAUAUCUGGGAUUGUGGCUUUAUGAAAUGAGGCUUACUCUCUUUACCAAGUUCGAUAUUACUUCAGGGCCGCAACAAUAACACGAAUAACACAUCCUUGUUAAAUGUCUUUUUUUACAUUACCCACUUGUUUUCAUAACACUGUAAGAGAACCGUUGAAAAAGCAGUCCAGACAAUGUCACUGGCCGAACAGUCUCAAAAGUGGUUUCCAACUCAUGUCCAAGCCACUGUUCUUCAAGCUGCUGGAUUACAGUCCAAGGGGAAAAAUGGCACCAAUGAUGCAUACACUAUCAUCCAGCUGGGCAAGGAAAAGUACUCGACAUCAGUGGCAGAGAAGACGCUCAACCCUGUCUGGAGAGAAGAAGCUUCCUUUGAACUACCUGGGUUACUUUUGGAUGGCAACCCAGAAGUCUAUCAGCUAUGCUUCAUUGUCAUGCAUCGCUCUUUGGUUGGGCUGGACAAGUUCCUGGGUCAGAGAUCCAUCAACCUCAACGAAGUGUUUGACAACAAGCAGCGGCAGAAAACUGACUGGUAUACCUUGCAAUCCAAGCCAUCAAAGAAGAAUAAGGAGCGAGGACGCAUCCAAGUCAGCAUCCAGUUCAUGCGGAAUAAUAUGACAGCCAGUAUGUUUGACCUCUCCAUGAAGGAGAAGCCCCGCUCGCCUUUUUCUAAACUAAAGGUGAAAAUGAAGGGUCGCAAACAUGACAGUGACACCUCUUCAGCCAUCGUACCUCGAUCUGCAGCAUGCGACUCAGACCCUAAUUAUCACCCAACUGCCCCAGAAUUGCGAACCGAACCCAAGGCUAAGAGAUCGCUACUCUCUGGGGCCCAGAAACUUUCUGCAGCUCACUCCAUGUCAGAUCUCAUUGGGACCCACUUUCGGCCCAAACUGGACUCCAUGAAUUCCAUCGAAGAAAGUGGUACAGCUGCUCCUCACAGGCGUUCCCAGAGUGAGGUACCAGGUCUCCAAGACAACGAGGCACACAGUGACCCUUUUCCUGAUAUCAGUGACACCCUGCCACAGAAGUAUGCCACACUCCCACGCAACCGCAACCCAUUCGAAGGGGAGCAAGGACAGCUGUGGGACAAGCCCAAGGAGAAAAAGGAGAAGAUCAGCCUGCUAGAACGCAUGACUGGAAAGAAGGACGGCCGCAAGACCAGCAGUGGCGGUCGUUCGGGCAGUUUGGGCAGUUCUGGAGACCUGCGCUCCCCCAACCCUUUUAGUGGUGACUCACAAGUACACACUAACCCUUUCAGCUCCAACUUCAAGGCAAGUGACAAAAAGCUACUUGGAAAUGAAAACCUCACCUCAGGCCAAGGGAGCAGGGAGACCUACGCCUUGAAAAAUGAAGUGAUGCAGGGGAAUAUGGCAGCAUAUAGAAACGUGUCUUUUGAGGAAGUGGUGCAGGAACUCAUCAAGCAGAAAGAAGUGGUGAAAAAGAAAGACGCCCACAUCAGGGAGCUGGAGGACUACAUCGAUGACCUGCUGGUACGUGUCAUGGAGGAAACACCAAGCAUACUGCGGACACCCUAUGAGCCUAAGAAAAAGGCAGGUAAACUCAAUAAAAAAUAAAAAGUACAGGCACCAACAAUAAAACUCCAACGGACAAGUGGGGCAGAAGUUUGUGCAUCUGUAUCGUGCGGUAAAUAAAGCGGUAAGGAGAAGUUUCUGACUUUUCCAUAUGAGCUCUAAUCGAACGCAAACAGUUCACUUUUCCUUUAAGUACAACUCUAUAUUUUCAUUCAUCAACUGUUAAAAUUGACCAAUACUGUGCAUUAGGUACUUCAAGAAAAUGACAUCAACUCAUCAGUGCAUUGAAAUCAAAUGCAGUGAUUACACGCAGCUCAGUUUCAAUGUCAGUGCUUGCACUUAUGUGGCAACAGAGCUCUGUUUGCACAUUGAGCUUCAAUCGUGUGCUGACAAGCUCUUGAAGUUAAAAAGAAGCCAAAUUUAUGUUUACGAGACGCUUCGGAAAAGCAAGCACAUGCUGUUUAUUAAAAAGUCAUUGCGAUUAAACCAUUCGUAACACUUAUGUUUACACUUACGCACCCUUCUUAAAGACUGCCACGUUUAGCCUGGCUGUUAAUUCCGGAGCUGUGUCCUCCGAUCGGCUCUCAUCUGUUGCUUACUAUUGUUUUAAAUGAACAAAAGUCUACAUUCUAAAUUUGAGUCCCCUUGGUCGUGCUUGCUUUUGUUUUAAUUGUGAAGACAAUAAUUGAAGGGUAUUGGUGAAUAGUUUUUCACUGGAAAUGAUAUUUUUACUUGAAGUGCAAUAAUCCUAAUUUAAGAAUGUCGCUUUAUGUUAUGCUGGAAUUGAAAUCUGUCUCACCUUUCAACUGGCGAAUGUUUUUGUUUGCAAAUUAUUUCCUGACCUUCUCGUUCAAUACAAAGAACUGAGGCAUCUGUUUUGAUUGACGCUGACAAAGCUCUGUUUCAUUUGAAUACUAAUGUAUUUGUAAGGUACUUUAUGGCAGAUUGCUCCUGUAUCCAAAUACCCUGCCAAUAACAUAAGUGUGUGUGUGUGUGUGUGUUUUACACUGGUACAAAAAAAUCUUGUAUUAUGGAUUUAUACAGCUACUGUAUGUAUAAUCCUAAUUCGUUUAAAUAUUCUUUUUUUAUGUCUUGUACGACACUAUAUAUAUCACAGCACUUUUCUUUGUCUGUCCAAACACAAUCAAUACACACAAUCAUCAUGUCUUCCCUACAAAUUUUUUAGAUAGCAAAUGUCAUUCAAAUUUUCAGUUCACUGCAAGAAAGCUGUUGAAUCACAUUGCUGUUUCUAGUGGGAACAAAAUGAAUGUUAAAAAAAAAAGGCCCAUGCACACAUCUAUAUAGGUUUACGUUUAUCAUUAAAGCAGCUGCAUUUCGCACAGUGUUAAAAUAUGUUGUCUUGGCAGCGUGGCAGUCUUAGAUCCAAAGUUAUAUUUGACCUUAAUCACCUCCAAUUGUUGAUUAUAUCAUUCCUGUUGUAUGUGUUCCAACUUUGCUCUUUAUGAUACCAAAUUCACGGGUGAGAUCGAGUGUUCAUCGUAAUUUUUUUGUGUCAAACAGCAUCGUUUUCUGCUGCCAUGAAAUGUGGUUUUGUACAGAAAGCCCAAACACUUCUAUCAGUGAAUUUAUUUCAGUUGAAAUACAACAAUGUGUCAUAUGUAAAGAUCAGCAAUGUUAUUGAACCUUAAUUGCCUUUCAAUUACGUAUUUUGUUAUUCCUAAUAGGUACGGGACACGGUAUGAUAACCAUGAGCAAAAAUGUUGCGGUAUUAUAAUUAGAGCUUUAGGAUGUCCUCUUCAAAAAAAAAAAAAAAAAAAAAAGGCGUUAAUAAUCAUUGUUUUUUUUGGUUGUUUUUUUUUCAAGAACAGUGUACAUUAAUGACAUAGCAAAACGACCUCUGGAUGCUGGAGUUAGCGCAGUUCCGCUCUGCCGUCUUCCUCAGUCCUUCCUCUCCCUGUAACUGCUCAACCCUCCCCUCCCUGCUCAGCCAUAAAGAAGAAAACAAAAGAAGUGGCUGGUGUUUUGUCAUUAACUUUGCGUCUGCAAGCAAGCAAUCAUAGCUACUUACAGGUCCCCCCCCCCCCAAAAAGGCUUGUUGACAGGCAAUUUUUGUGGUAAUUGAACCCUUGACUGUUUAAAACCAUCGUAAACCGUCAAACUGGUAAUCGGCCCAUGCCCAUUUCCAAAGAAAAAUAUUUCAUUGAGCUACAUGUAUUUUCACUCAAUUAUUGAAUGAACAGAUAAUCGGGGUGUUUGUGUUUAUCGUUUUUUUAAUUUUAUUUUUUGAUUCACAAUUGUGGUAUAAUGGUGGAAAGCCAUGUGGUUUAGCUAAUGGGCCAUUUUAGCCUGGCUGCUGUGCUAAAUAUGUAGAUAAAAAUCAGUUUUCCAUUGCGGAAAAUCCCCUUCUUACUGAUUGCCUUCGAAUACUGUAUGUGCUCUAGUGUGACCUCUCGUUACACACUCGUUACUGCUUUAAGCGUGUAUGCAUAGUUUGCAAGCUGAAAUGGACCUCACCCACGGGUUUUAAUGUUUCUAUUUAUUCAAUGGUUGUCACAUCCCUUGUUUGGUUGACUUGUUUGAUUUUGUUGUGCUUUAAAAUAUUUAAAAAUGCAUCCGAUGUGGAUUUACAAGUGCAGUGCAGUAAAAAAAAAAAAAAUUGUAGGAAAUUCACCAUGUGUUUUUCAUUCAAUGUAAACUUCACGGUGGCAAACUGUGAUAUGAAAUUCGUUCUUAGGAAUUCAAGUUAUUUUGCACCUCAGACAUUUUUAUAGCUCAAGAUUAUCCUACAAGCCAAAUAAAUCUAUAGAUUCCUAUCAGCGUGGUAGACAACAGCAUGUAUUUUAUGUUUCUUCCCACCAGGUGCCUGCAAAGUGAAGGCACGCAGCAGCUAUCUGCUCUCUUCAAAUGAUGAAAUAUGAAUACUAAGGAUGAGAUACAUUAAACAUUGAAGACAUUUGGACCCUGAAGGGGAUUUUGUUCACAUGAAAGAAAAGUGAUUGUCUUGAAAUGAAUUAAUUUUGGCUGUCAUUCUUUUGCCUUUUAGCUUGAUUGCUACAUUUGCUUUAUGCUGUCAUAUAAUUUGGUUCUUUGGUAGAUGUCAGACUGCAACGCGUAAAUCUAAAAUGAAGAGCAUUUUCAAAUCAUUUUCUAGCUCAACACUGGAAGGGGGUGACUCUCAUUAUUAUACUUCGUCUUAGCAGCCUCUUUGCAUAAUAUUUUUCAUCCAGUCAGUGCCGCUUUUUGAAUAUGCAAAACACUAAAUAUGCUUGGAGGUAAUGUUUCCUCUAAAAUGUGCAACUAUUCUCAACCUAGCAAUCAGUAUAAGACAUGUGGCCAUAACAUGUCUGAUUGAUGUGGAGGAUUGUUGUGGGUGAUUGCAGCCCACUCCAUCAAACAUUACAAAAGAUUCGAUGCACAACUCGUGGCGAGAAUUAUUUUCUUGCACACUUGUCCUGCUUCGUUGAACAGUUUCGACGCGGUUUCAAAAGGAUCGUAUGACCCUAUUUGAUCAUAGAACUCAGUUAUACAAUUUGAUGAGUUAGGUUGACCAACAUGCCACUGACAUUCAGAGAUUUGGGCGUCUGAAUGUGUCCCUGGUCUUCCAAAGAAUUCAUCCACAUGCCCUCUCAUACAACUGACAAAGUAUGAAGUCAUUGUAUGCUCUGUUCAUCAUCUCAGUAGAACCAUUUUUGGUCAGAUUCUAGAACACCACCCUUCUACUUGAACAAGUGUGUAAAGUGUGCCUUCCUGAAAGGUUGGAGGUACAGUAAACUGACAUAUAUUACAUUAAUAUUUGCCUUCACUGGCCGGUUUGAGGUUUUUAAACCAGCAUGUUUGGAAAUAAGGUUGUAUUGGGUGCAAGGGGAUUCAACGAACACAGUUGUGUUGAAGGUUUAGGCAAAAGUAAUUCAGGAAUGGUGACUGUAUACCAAGUGCCAGAUGUAAUAGUACUCCUUCAAAAGAAUGCUCACUCGUACUUUACGGUGAAACAAUUGCAACAAUUGUUUUGAGCAACACUCUUACUAUUGCCGUGAGUGAGUUGCAAGAGUACUCUGGAUGUUUUGAAAGGCACAAGCAAGAUUGUAUUGUCCUUUUCAAUAAAGUUACUAAAUGAUGCUGA